Molecule: messenger RNA, 3068 nt
Organism: Abrus precatorius (Indian licorice)
Lineage: Eukaryota; Viridiplantae; Streptophyta; Magnoliopsida; Fabales; Fabaceae
Product: ATP-dependent zinc metalloprotease FTSH 11, chloroplastic/mitochondrial-like
Exons: 17
Coding region: 156-2639 (827 amino acids)
Biological process (GO): proteolysis
Cellular component (GO): membrane; chloroplast thylakoid
Molecular function (GO): ATP hydrolysis activity; ATP binding; ATP-dependent peptidase activity
Source: RefSeq, a predicted model, not a curated record
ACCAAUUUCAAUCAAUAGAUAAGGCACCUCUAACUUCCUCUUCAUCUAAUCCUUUUCCUCUGUUCUGUUCUGUUCUGUUUUGUUCUUCUCCUCUCUCACUCUCACAUCUCAUCAGAGUGAGGAAGAAGAAUCCUAGUAAGCAUUAAGCAAUAACCAUGGCCACACUUCAAGCUUCACUUCUUUGUAGAAUUUCCUUCCCAUUCUCCUCUCACAAGCAACAUCGUUUUCUCUACAAACUCCCUCAUUCUUUCAAACUCUAUCCGCUCCAAUUUCACCCGCGCAUUCUCUCUACAAUCUCUUGCAACGUAACUUCUUUGUCUCAAUCAAAUCCUUCAGAUGCCGAUUCUAAUUUAAAUGAAAACGAAGCAACUCCAAAAUUAACGAGUGUCGUCGACGGAAAUGACGCUGAAUGUUUCAAUCCUUUAACUGACGAGGGAGUGACGGAGAGUGAGAAUGCGAAAGAGGAAGGUGGGGACGGAAGGUUACCGAUUGUGGCGUUCUUUGAGGAAACACGAGAAGGUAUAAAAAAGGCUUUCAUCGAUUUCAUUAAUUGGGUGCCGUUUUGGCAACAGGAGAGGCGUUUGGCAAAGUUAAUCGCUGAGGCUGAGGCAAAUCCCAACGAUGUUGCCAAACAAACUGCACUACUUGUUGAAUUUAAUAAGCACAGUCCUGAGUGUGUCAUCAAGCACUUUGAAGAAAGAGAGGGUGCUGUAGACAGUAGAGGUGUUGUAGAAUAUCUUCGAGCUCUGGUGAUCACUAAUGCCAUUGCUGAAUAUCUUCCAAAUGAGGAAUCUGGAAAACCUUCUACCCUUCAUACCCUGAAAUUUCAUGUGUUGCGACCGUGGACUGUUCCUUUUGUCACCAUGAACUGUCUUGUCGUUUCACCUUUAUAUCAGUUUCAUUUGACGUCUUUUAUUUCAUUAUUUACAUGUAAUGGUUAUAUCAUGGUCCAAUUGAUGGUAAAUAUGUUUUCACAGUUGCAAGAGUUGAAGCAGCGAGCAUCAGGCAACUCAGAUGAGCCUAUUCUUAGCCCUGGAACAUCUGAAAGGCAGCCAUUACAUGUGAUUAUGGUUGAACCAAAAGUAUCAAACAAAUCACAUCUUGUACAAGAUCUUUUAUCAACUGUUGUGUUUAUUGUUGCUAUGGGAGUGGUCUGGGUGUUGGGUAUUGUAGCACUUCAAAAAUACAUUGGAAGCUUGGGUGGGGUUGGAACUUCAAGUGUUGGUUCAAGUACUUCAUUUUCCCCAAAGGAACUAAAUAAGGAAGUGAUGCCAGAAAAGAUUGCCAAAACAUUUAAAGAUGUGAAAGGUUGUGAUGAUGCAAAACAAGAACUUGAGGAAGUUGUGGAGUACUUGAGAAAUCCAGAUAAAUUUACCCGCCUUGGAGGAAAGUUGCCAAAGGGGAUUCUCUUGACAGGACCACCUGGAACCGGAAAAACUCUGUUAGCCAAGGCUAUAGCUGGAGAAGCCGGUGUUCCAUUUUUCUAUCGAGCAGGCUCUGAAUUUGAGGAGAUGUAUGUUGGAGUUGGUGCUCGACGUGUAAGAUCUUUAUUUCAUGCAGCGAAAAAGAAGGCUCCUUGUAUCAUUUUCAUUGAUGAAAUAGAUGCCGUUGGUUCAACUAGAAAACAGUGGGAGGGUCAUACAAAGAAGACAUUGCAUCAACUACUUGUUGAAAUGGAUGGGUUUGAGCAGAAUGAAGGAAUAAUAGUAAUGGCUGCAACAAACCUGCCUGAUAUUCUUGAUCCUGCUUUAACAAGACCUGGUAGAUUUGAUCGGCAUAUUGUUGUUCCAAAUCCAGAUUUACGUGGCCGACAAGAAAUAUUGGAGCUUUACCUGCAAGAUAAACCUUUGGCUGAUGAUGUAGAUAUUAAAUCAAUUGCUCGUGGAACCCCAGGAUUCAAUGGGGCAGAUCUUGCAAACCUGGUAAACAUUGCUGCUAUUAAAGCUGCUGUUGAAGGUGGAGAGAAAUUAGCAGCUGCACAGUUGGAGUUUGCGAAAGAUAGAAUAAUUAUGGGUACAGAGCGAAAAACGAUGUCCAUAUCAGAGGAAUCAAAAAAGCUUACUGCUUAUCAUGAGAGUGGCCAUGCAAUUGUUGCCAUUAACACUGAGGGGGCUCAACCGAUUCACAAGGCAACAAUCAUGCCUCGUGGAUCUGCCUUAGGAAUGGUCACUCAGCUUCCUUCUAUUGAUGAGACAUCAAUCAGCAAGAAGCAGUUGCUAGCUCGCCUUGAUGUUUGUAUGGGUGGAAGAGUUGCAGAAGAAAUUAUCUUUGGUCAGGAUAAUAUCACAACAGGAGCAAGUAGUGAUCUUCAUACAGCUACCGAGCUUGCCCAAUAUAUGGUAUCAAUUUGUGGAAUGAGUGAUGCAAUAGGGCCAAUACGUAUAAAGGAGAGACCAAGUUCUGAAAUGCAGUCCCGUAUUGAUGCAGAGGUUGUGAAACUUCUUAGAGAGGCAUAUGAUCGAGUGAAAGCCCUUCUAAAGAAGCACGAGAAGGCAUUACAUGCACUGGCGAAUGCUUUAUUAGAGUAUGAGACGCUUAGUGCAGAAGAAAUCAGGCGGAUACUUCUACCAUAUGGGGAAGGAAGACCGCCAAAGCAACAAGAACAAGAAUCAGCCGAAGCGGAGCUUGUAUUGGUCUAAACAUUCUUUCUGCUUGCUGCCUAUUAACUAUUCUAACUAUAGUGGUAGUGUGUACAGCAUAACUAGCUGCCCUACAGGUAUUUUUCUUGAUCCAAUUGUGCUCCACUCCUUUGUGCAUUUUAUUCUGGUCAUAUGAUUCCAAGUGAUACACCUUUGAGUAAUAUCUGAAGCAACCAGUCCUGACCACAAUGACAAAUAUCGGAGUAUUGCCCUUGCUAGGAGUGCGAGCAACGUUGUUUUUGGAGAGAACUGUGUAUAGUUUGUCGAAAGAUAUUUAUUGGACAUUUUGAGAAUUGUGCCUACUAGGGUACUCAUUAUUCACUGCCUUUAAAAUUUAUUGUUUAUUGAAUCCAAGUAUCUGUUCAUGUGAUCCAACUGAAGGGUGCAGCAACAAAAUUAGCAUUUAACAACUCUGCAUAAGCAUUACUG